AAUGAAACAGAGAUUGGGCUAGGGUUGACUGGAUUUGGAGUAUUUUUCUCAUUCUUGGGAAUCAUUUUCUUCUUUGAUAAGGGAUUAAUUAUCCUCUUCUUCUCAGGGGUGGCCUUAACCAUUGAUCUUAAAUCAUCCAUGCAGUUUUUCACGAAACAUACUAACUAUAAGGGAACUAUGUCAUUUGGUGUAGGCUUUUUCCUGGUUGUUAUUGGGUGGCCUAUAUUGGGUAUGAUUCUUGAGGCAUAUGGAUUUAUUAUACUCUUCAGUGGGUUCUGGCCAACGUUGGCAGUUUUCCUACAGAAGAUACCUAUUCUUGGGUGGUUACUUCAACACUCGUUUCUCAGAUCGAUCUAUUUGUGA
Ipomoea nil (Japanese morning glory) is the source of this 363-nucleotide messenger RNA. RefSeq names its product vesicle transport protein GOT1-like. The record is from RefSeq and is a predicted model, not a curated record. Gene Ontology annotation, biological process: endoplasmic reticulum to Golgi vesicle-mediated transport; retrograde transport, endosome to Golgi. The transcript is spliced from 6 exons. The annotation marks the transcript as partial. NCBI's taxonomy places the organism in Eukaryota, Viridiplantae, Streptophyta, Magnoliopsida, Solanales, Convolvulaceae.